AUGCUUUUUUAACAAAAAUUAUGCUUGAUUGUUUGGAAUUUAGAAUAAGCAUAUAAUAAGUAAAAUAAGAAUAAACAAACAAGAUCUUAUUUCUAACUUAAUUGUUAAAAAUAAACAUUAUAUAUAGCAGAAAUCUCUCAGAGUUACUUUCUGAGAAAAUAGUUUGAAUCAUAAAACAAUUAAAUAGACUGCGUAUAGACAAACUCCUUAAGUUAUUAUUAAAUAUAAAAUUCGAUAGAAUCGCUUUUUAUAAAAGACAUAUUAGCUAAUCUUUAAGAAAUGCAAUAGAUUAAAUCAUAAAUAAAGCAAGUGGAAUCAGCUAGGGAAUUUGUAUAUUGUGCAAAUUUAUAAAAUAUACUUACUUUGCAUAAUUAAGGAGUUAAUAAAAACAUAUACUAAGGUGUUAUUGUUCUUUUUGUAGUGCUCAUUUUUGAUUUGCUCAAUCUUUCUAUAAAUUAUAGCAGCUUUGGAAAGUCAUUGCUUCUCAUUUUAAUCUUUAAAUUAAGUCUACUUGUUGCAUUUUUAAUGGCGUGGAAUAGUAAAUCGUACUAAAAACUUAAUCUUAAUACAAAGAAAGUGAUUCUGUUUAUAUAUUCGAUAAUAUUGAUGGUUAUUUUCGCUGAAGAAAUAAUUUUAAAGGAGAAUAGUUAAAACUAAAAAAACAUAAUCAUUAUUGGUUUAAUACAGAUCUUCAUUAUUAUAAUUAUAUUUUGGCAAUUAUACUAAGAUAACAAUCUGGUAAUCGUAAUUAUUUGUUUGACAGCUGCAUAUUUUUUAGCAAGGUUAUUUUAUUACGACACUCAAAAUCCGGUAGAAAUAGUUUUUGGCAUUUUACAAUUUUUGUCAUUAGUAGCAUAUAUAAGCUUUAGAAUGCAUAAUUAAAUAUUACUAAAUUAAAUUAAAGCAGAAGGAUGUAAUUACAUUAGCACUUAGAGAUUUUUAUAAAAUAAUAUGGAUGUAAAUUAAUCACAGAUAUAAAGGAGUAAAAUAAAAAAUGAGUAAAAUUGUGACAUAUUUAAUGAUACUCUAAAUAUACAUCCAAGCUAGAUAAACCUUAAAUAGUAAAAAUAAUACAGCAAUAAUUAAUCACAUAUUUAAAACUAACUAGAUUAGUCUGGAAUGAAUUCACAUUAAAAAGAUAAGGGUUUUUCAUUUUCGUUUGAUCUAUAAGGAAGAGAACCACAAACUCCACUUUAGUAAUAGUUAGUAUAAGAAAAUUAAGCUAACAGCUAAAUACAUAAAUACUAAUUAAAUGGGAGUUAUUAAUACGAAAAAGAGAGUGAAUUAGCUCUUAAAAGUACUAGUAAUAACAGUUAAAAAUAAAAUAUAAGACCAACUAUUCGAGACUAGUCCAAUAGUGUUUAAAAAGCUAAUUCUGAAUCAUAAUAAAAGCUAAAUGGAUAUGGAGAAUUUAGCAUAAAUAAUUUUUAAAGCAAUGAGUAAAUUUAGCAGGGAUAGAAACAAUAAUUUAAAUCUUAAAUUGCCUGUUAAGCGUCAAUUUAAGCUUCACCUGUUUUUAACAUGUCAUAAGGUGGUUAAAAUCAAUAUGGGUCUUAGCAGUAAUUAGAAUCCUCAAAAAAUAUAAGUCUUGCACACUUAGAAACUGUCUAUACCAAAAAGAAUCAUACUGGAAAAUCUAUGAAUUCUGAAACAGUUAAUUUGGUUAAUUUUUACAAUAUGUUUUUCAACAUACUGCCUUAGGGAAUAGCAAUCAUUCCUCUUUCAAAUUUUCCUGAGAGUUUGGAAGGAUGCCAAAUAAAUUAAACUCUUAGCUCCUUAUUAGAAUGCGACAAUAAAGAAGUAUGUAUAUAAAUGCUUACAGAGCUAAAGAACUCGAAGCUAGAGGAGCAGUUAGCAUAGAUAAAUAGCAAUGUAAAUGUACCUAAUUUGGGUAGCAGUGGUUCCUAUAUGCAUUAAGAAUUUGCAGCAUUCAAAAGUGAUUCAAUAGUCAGUUCAACAAGCAUAAACAACCAACAGCAGUAAGAACCUUUAAAAACAAAAAAAACAAAUUAAUUAUUAUCAACUCACAGCCUGAAGGAAGAUGCCCAUAACAUAUUAUUAGAUAAUAUAAAUUUAGAAGAAGCAAGUGAAAAUUAUAUAAAUGAAAAAACCAGGCGUAUCACAUUUGUGAUAGAUUAUAAUGGCUUAAAAAGAAAUAAAAACAUUUCAAGUCAUAGCGAAAUUGUUUAGAAUUAAAGGAAAUUUUCAUUAAAUGAGUCAAGGAGUAAUAGAUUCUACUCUAAUGUUAAUCAAGAAGAUUCUAAAGGCAAUUAGAAUGGAGAUAAUUAAAGUGUUAAAGGACUACCUCUUUUAAAACCUAGCAACUACUAAGUUUAAGUGAAUUCCUCAACUAAAAUGUCUGUAAAGCUCGAGAUAGAACAUAUUAAAAAAUAAAUUCAAAAUUUAAAGUUCUUUGAUAGCUAUGAAAUGAUUGGAGUGCAUGUGAGAAUGGUUUCAAAAUGUUAAUUAAAUAGCUAAAAAACUAAAUAUUUCGAAAUAAUAUUUAUACCAUGCAUUGUUAAAUCUGAAAUUACAGUUGUACUUGUUGUCAAAGAUAUCACCCACUUUAAUGAAAUUGAAGUUUUAAAGAUGGUAAAUGAAAAUAAAAGCUAAAUGUUAUCUUAAGUGGCUCAUGAAAUAAGAACACCUUUAAAUUGUGUGAUAAGUAUGAUAGAAAUAACCAAAGAUUUAGCAGAGUAGUCUGUGUGUGAAAAUUUUUUAGCACCUGCAUUAACAAGUGCUCGUUUACUGAAUAAUUUAAUAUAAGAUUUAUUAGACAUGGCAUAAGUAAAAGCCGGCUGCUUUUAACUUAAAUCUACAAAAUUUAACAUUAGAAAUUUGUUAGAGGAGGUUAAGUAAUUGAUGAAAGUGUAAGUGCAAAGCUCUAAUAUAUAAAUGGAAAUUUCAAUUAGCGAUUAAGUGCCAACGUUUAUAUACUCUGAUCCUUUUCGAAUAAGAUAAAUACUAAUAAAUCUUAUAGGCAACGCUCUUAAAUUUACUUAGAAAGGAUUUAUUACAGUCGUAGCUGAAAGGUACACAUAUUAAAAUAUUGACACCAUAGUUAGAAUAUCAGUAAAAGAUACAGGUAUUGGUAUUAAGCCAAAGUAAAAGUAAAAAUUAUUUCAAGCUUUUGGAAAGUUAGACGAUGAUAACUAAGAAUACCUUAAUCCUAAGGGAGUUGGUUUAGGACUUAUGAUUUCAAAUGAAUUAGCUAAAAAAUUGAGCAAUCCUAUAUUUACAAACUAGGGAUUAGAGGUAGAAUCUGUUUAUGGAUAAGGAUCAUAAUUUUCUUUUUUUAUUAUUGAUAAUGUCUAGCUUCAAGCUUCGGUACUAUAAGUCUCUUAAAAAUAGAUAUAAAUAUAUGAUGCAAAAACAGAAAGAACUAUUGGUAUCAAAAAAAAGGUAGAUUAAAGUUCUUUACAUAGAAUAGAUGAAGAGGACAGAGAAGUAAAGAGUCAGAAUGAAAUUUUCCUUGAAAAUAGUGGAAUACAUUUGUCAAAACAAAAUAAUCCAUCAAUCUAAAAUUAUUAAAUGUCUAAUACUUUAUAAGCAAUUUCAAACAAUUCUAAUUAAUGGAACUAGAGCACAAGUAUUAUAUAUGCCUAAAACCAUGAUUAAAACUAGAAAUAGCUAAAUAGCAGCUUAAAUAAUUAACUAACACAUGACAUAAAUCAUUAGUAAAACAACAUGAAAAAAGGUUCAUCUCUCAACCCUGCAUAAGAACCAAAUAAAGUAGUUCAUUCACAUAACAGUUUUGAUCACAAUAUAGAAGAUGAAGAGAGUAGAAUAAACCCGAUAAAUAGCUAGUAAUAUAAUAAACAAGAUGAAUCAAAUUUAGCUCCUCAUUUUAAUGAUAAUAAAUUAAUAAACAAGUCUUUUACACCAUAACCUCAUAAUUCAAAUAUGAGCACUAAUGACUACAAUUACGAUGCUGUUGAUUAUGAUUCUCAAUAUUAAAAAUAGUAAAACAAUUCCUAAUUUUCAAAUAAAUUACAAAACUAGGUAUCACAAUAAAAAAUAAAUAUAUAAUCAUUAAUCCCACAUAGUGGUCCUUCAUUGUAAUCUCCAAAUAUUAACUCUGUUUAAACAAAGAGAAUGAGUAUCCAUAAACAAUUUUUUAUCAAGUAAUAUGAGGAACUUGAAAAUCAGUUUGGUUCUGUUGUUAAUCCUCUUGAAACUAAGGAGUUUGGUUCUGUUAUAUCUUCUUAGCUAGAAGAAUAGCAAGCAACAAACAGUAAAACUGAAAAAAUAGUUUGUUAAUGCAAAAAAAUACUUAUAGUUGAUGAUAAUACAUUUAAUGUCUAUGCUCUUUAGUAAUUAAUUAAAACAUUAAAGUAGGUAGAAUGUGAUACUUCAUUGAGUGGAGAAUUAGCAAUUGAACUCAUUAAAUAAAAAUUAACAAAAAACUGUUGUCAGUCUUAUAAAAUAAUAUUCAUGGAUAUUGACAUGCCUUAACAAAGUGGUUUAGAAACUACGAGAAUAAUAAGAUAAAAUUUUUUGAGCUCAAAAGAAACUAUGAUAAUUGGGUGCUCAGGCUAUUCAAAUUCUUAAGAAUAUCAAAAUUGUAUAGAAGCUGGAAUGAAUGAUUAUCUGUCAAAACCUAUUGAUAAAAAUCUUCUUAAAGAUAUGUUAGAAAAUUUUUUGUGA
Molecule: messenger RNA, 4647 nt
Organism: Tetrahymena thermophila SB210
Lineage: Eukaryota; Ciliophora; Oligohymenophorea; Hymenostomatida; Tetrahymenidae
Product: ATPase, histidine kinase-, DNA gyrase B
Exons: 6
Biological process (GO): phosphorelay signal transduction system; phosphorylation
Molecular function (GO): phosphorelay sensor kinase activity
Source: RefSeq, a predicted model, not a curated record